CUCCCUCAACUGCCCUUCACUUCCCUCUCUUGUCGCUCUCAAUAUAAACUCUUCCAAGACUCCCACCUCCUCUCUCUUUAUUCCCCCCCCAAACCUCUUCCCAUCAUGUUCUCUCUCCUUGUAGCCUCCUCCCUCCUCUCCCCCGCUUCAGCUCAGGUCGUCGCUACCGGCCCCAACGGUCCCACCAACCCCGACCGCCCAAGCUUCGCCGCGGUCGGCACCACCGUCGACCAGAACUCGCUCGCCCGCCUCCUCUCCGUCAACUCGAUCGACGACUUUUGUCUCUUCGGCCCCAUUAACCCCAACUCUGUCAUCGGCCCCAACGAGCACAAUGUCGUCGCAUGGUGCACCAAGCCCCGCAACAACGCACGCAUCAUCCCGGACGGCACCAUCCGCGCCGCCCAGUUCCUCCGCACACCGUCGUACGUCCAGGUCUCGGGAUGGUGGGACGGCACAAAGGUCAACAUUGCCAACGGCGACAAUGGCGGUGAGCUCGACCCCCACGGGCCAACCGGCGAGGGUAACCCUGUCGGCGGAAAUGUCACUACCAACGUCCCGACCGGCAAUGAUGUCUUCUACGAGGAGUGGAUGUCGUUCGUCUCGUACGACCAGUUCUGUGUGCGUAUCUGCACCGCAGAGGUCAAUGGAGUGACCACUGCCAAACAGUGCAACCACAUCUACGACCUGCAGGGCUGCCAGUUUGUUAUGGCCAUCGACGACUACUGGAACAUGCAGGGGUUCGAGUCGUGCGACAGCGACAUCGCCGCCCCGCCCGGUGUCUACGGCGAUUACACCUGGUACCAGGGAAUGGAGCCCACUCCAGCUGAGCCCGCCUUCCUCCCCAGGCGGUCCAACUGCGUCCGCUACUCGACCAUCUCGAACGGAAUUAACCCCAACAACCCCCAGGUCACCGCUCCCCCGACACUUGUCGGUGGCGGCGGCACGCAGCCUCCGACAACCACUCCUCCCACGACCACGACGCCCAACCCUCCCACCGGCACCGGUGGCACCCAGCUCAACGCCAAGGGCAAUGCCGGCUGGUGUCUCGAGGUUCGUGGCGGCGUCAACGCCAACGGCACCCCGGUCCAGGUUGCGCAGUGCAAUGGCUCGGCCCGCCAGAAAUUUGAGUUUGUCCGCAACGCUGCCGGCCAGGUCAAGGUUCCCGGCACCAACUUCUGCCUCGACGCCGGCGUCAACCCCGGCAAUGGCGCCAAGCUCAAGAUCUGGACGUGCUACAGCGGCCUCUACCAGCAGACUUGGUGGUACACUGGCGACAACCACCUGGCUAUCGCCAAUGGCCCCGGUCUCUGCAUGGACGUGACCGACGGCAACCUCCAGAGCGGCAACCAGGUGCAGGUCUGGGCAUGCGACGGCCCCAACCAGAACCAGAUCUGGACCUCGAACCUCGCCGGCGGCCUGCGUCGCCGCGCGGCCAACUUUGCGUAGGCGGGGCGUGGCGAACAAUGACUAUCCAUCGUGUACUUUAUAUUUUAGGACAAUCAUACCCAUGAGCAUGUUAUUGUUGGGUGAGAGUAGCG
This is a messenger RNA of Cutaneotrichosporon oleaginosum, 1538 nucleotides long. RefSeq lists its product as uncharacterized. NCBI's taxonomy places the organism in Eukaryota, Fungi, Basidiomycota, Tremellomycetes, Trichosporonales, Trichosporonaceae. The record is from RefSeq and is a predicted model, not a curated record.